Sorex araneus (European shrew) is the source of this 2062-nucleotide messenger RNA. It is a transcript of the gene SELENOP, whose product is annotated as selenoprotein P. Lineage: Eukaryota; Metazoa; Chordata; Mammalia; Eulipotyphla; Soricidae. The transcript is spliced from 5 exons. Gene Ontology annotation, cellular component: extracellular region. Gene Ontology annotation, biological process: selenium compound metabolic process. Gene Ontology annotation, molecular function: selenium binding. The record is from RefSeq and is a predicted model, not a curated record.
UGCUUGCAAGGUCGCAGCAGAGCGGGCACUGAACUUUGGUCGCUGGCUGAGGGGUGAGGUAAACAACGGGACUAUAAAUAUCAGCUGUUGUCUGUGCCUUUGUGGCGCUGUGGAGCUGAGGAGGGGCAGAGGCAGGCGCCGCGGAAGGGGCUGACAACCCCACCAAUGUGGAGAGGCUUGGGGCUGGCCCUGGCUCUCUGUCUCCUCCCUGGAGGAGGAACAGAGAGCCAGGGGCAGAGCUCCUUGUGUAAGAAACCUCCAGCCUGGAGCAUAAGGGACGAAGAUCCAAUGCUGAACUCAAAUGGCUCAGUGACUGUGGUUGCUCUUCUUCAAGCCAGCUGACAUCUGUGUAUUAUCCAGGCAUCUAGAUUGGAAGACCUGCGAGUAAAACUGGAGGAAGAAGGAUAUUCUAACAUUUCCUAUGUCAUUGUUAAUCAUCAAGGAUUCCAUUCUCAACUGAGAUAUAGACAUCUUAAAAAUCAGGUUUCAGAGCAUAUUCCUGUUUAUCAACAAGAAGAAAACCAAACAGACAUCUGGACUCUUUUAAAUGGGAAUAAAGAUGACUUUCUCGUAUAUGACAGAUGCGGUCGUCUUGUCUAUCAUAUUGGCAUACCUUUUUCCUUUCUAUCUUUCCCCUAUGUAGAAGAAGCCAUUAAGAUUGCUUACUGUGAAAACAAAUGUGGAAAUUGCUCUCUCACGACUCUGAAACACGAAGAAUUCUGUAAGAACAUUUCUUUGGCAUCUGCAGAGAAGCCCACCGAGGCUCCACACCAUUUCCAUCACCAGCCCCAUCAUCACAGGCAUGGGCACCAGCAGCUUGGGCACCCUCAGUUUUCAGAGCACCAGCAACCAGAAAAGACAGAAGCUUCAGAGCAUCCCUCUCUUACACACCUCCAUCACCACCAUAAGCACAAGGGCCCACCGAGUCAGGGCGACCCCGAGAACUGAGAUAUGCCUGCAAGUGGAGGGUCUCAACUUUCUCUUCCACAAAAGAAGCUCUGACGAAAGAGAUGUAUAAAUCAGCUACUUUGAAAGUUGCCCAAAGAUUCAGAGUUGGCUCCCAGUAGCUGAUGCUGACACUGCCGACAUCUGGUCUUUGAAAAAACAGGGUCUGCCAUCACCUGACAGUGUAAUGAAAACCUCCCCUCUUUAUGCAGCUGACAGGGUCUUUGGGCAGAGGAGAAUGUCAUUGAAUCCUGACAGUGACGUUUGCCUCCUGCUGCCUGACAGUCAGGUCAGCAGCCCAAGCCCACAGUAGACAACACCAAAUGAAGCUGAAAAAAUCAGGCAGAAAUGUGAAAAUGACCUGCAAACUAAACAGUUUAAUUGGAUUACUCCCCAAAUUGGUCUAGGCACAAUUCCACUUCCAGCAUUUUACUAGCUAUCUAAUUUGUGAUCCAAAAAUAGAAAAUUAGAUUUGUGCAAACAUAAAGAGAGAUAUUAUUUGGCUUCAAAAUUUUAAAUUUAUUUCAAAGAAACAUUGAUCCAUACCAAAAUUUUAUUAUUGGGCAACUGAAAGGUGAUUGCAGCAUUUGGUUAAUAUGUCUUUCUUUUUCUUCUUCCAAUAUUCUAUUUGCAUUAAUGAAGACAGAAGCAAAAACUAUGACCUAGGGGCUUCUGUUGGAUACUUAGCAAUUGGGAUGGAGAAAGAACAAUAAAGACAUGUUUUCCAUUUUUUUCUAACUUCUUCUAACAAUAUUAUCGUUUUCUUUUUAAACUUAUCUUUAAAACUGACUAAAUCUUUAAGUGAAUUCUUUUAGGAUUCAGGAAUACUUACACAUGACUAUUUUGCUAUCCAUUUAUAUACUUUUUUAUAUCUAAGACUCAUAUUUUGAUUUUUACUAUCACAUAGGAAUGAAACUUUUAUCUGGUUUCUUUAGCAUUAUUUCACACUCUGUACAAUUUGAGAAUUUCUGUCUUGAAAGAUGUAAGGAGAAGAUCCAGAAUGCUGUCUAUGUUUUGGUUGCUUAGAAAGUAUUUCCAUAGUCAAUGAUGGUUUAAUAGGUAAACUUAUUUCCUGUAAACCUGAACUUCUUUAUGGUUAAUACCAUUAAGCAAGAAU